UGUCAAUUUGACAAUUGUCUAUGGUGAAGCGAAUUUCCAACAUUUCCUUCGUGUUAAUUUUACAAAUUACGAUAAAAUUUAGCGAUUAUUAUAAUGAUUCACUUCAAAGAUAGUAAAAAUAAAUCCGCGUUGAGUACAAGAUGGGCUCAAAUGUCGAAACAAGAGCAAAUAAUCGAGAGAAAGAAGAUGGAGAUCCAAGCCAAAGCGGAGGCACAGAAACAGGCUGCCGCUCUCGCUGCACAAGCGAAAUUGACCAAUCCUUCAACGUCAGAAGACAAAAAUUCUGCAAAUAUCUUUUCUAACGAUGGCAGCUUCAUGAGUCAAUUCAAGGCCCUCCUCGAAAAACAACAGCAGGAAAAGAAAGAAAAGGAAGAUAAAGAAAAAGAAAUAGAAAUGGAAAAAGAAAGAGAGAAACAACUGGAGGAGGAAAAAUUGAACAAAAAACCAGUUAACAUAAAAGCGCAAGUGGAAGCUUAUAUGUCUGAUUUUAAAGGACAUGAACCGGAACACUUGACUUAUGAUCAAGAUGAACGAAGGAAACCAAAUGACCGGGGACCUCGGGAACGGCACAGGAAUAGAUGGAGUGACAGAAACAGAAAUAGGCCACAUAGUCCCAUGACACCCGUAAUAGAGGACCGAAAAAAACAAACUGACAAAUCUAUCCCACCACUCAUGCAGCUCUCUGUUAUGCCUCCUGAUGAAUCUAAUUCCGAAUCCAGUAACCGUCCACCAUGGAUGCAGCAUGAUUCAGAUUCUAAAGACGAAUCUGAGCAUUCAGACUCUGGCAAUGGCAACAUGAUACCACCUAGCCCUAUGGGUCAUGGGCCCAUGGGACCUGGACCUAUGGGACAUGGUCCUAUGGGUCCUGGCCCGAUGGGACCUGGGCCAAUGGGACCAGGUCCAAUGGGCUCAGGACCGAUGGGACAAAGACCAAUGGGACCUGGACCAAUGGGUCCUGGCCCAAUGGGUCCCGGACCGAUGGGGCCUGGUCCCAUGGUGCCUGGACCGAUGGGUCACGGACCAAUGGGUCACGGGCCCAUGGGGCCUGGUCCAAUGGGUCCCGGUCCAAUGGGUCCCGGACCAAUGGGGCCAGGACCAAUGGGCCCCGGCCCGAUGGGGCCAGGUCCUAACAUGGGUCCUGGUCCAAUGAUGCCGCCAGGUGGACCCGGUGGUCCAAUGCCCCCAUUCAUGGGUGGAGGGCCGCCCAAUUUUCCUAUGCCGCCUAAUUUUAUGGGACCUAAUGGCCCUGGUGGUCCUUGCGGUCCCGGGGGUCCUAUGCCUCCUAAUAUGUGCGGCCCUAACAUGCGUGGGCCUGGUCCUAAUGGGCCUAUGCCACCUUUCUUUGGUCCGCCUUUUAAUCCGAAUAUGAUGGGGCCUAAUGGCCCUCCAAACUCCAUGAUGCCUCCUAAUUCUAUGAACAAUAACAACAUGCCAUUUAUGGGCCCUCGUCCACCAUUCGGGCCCAAUGGUCCUAAUUUCGGCCCGCCUGGAAGUGGACCACCCCCUAACAUGCCUCCAUUCGGACCAAACACUCCUAUGCCUGGUCGCCCAAUGCCAGAAAAGCCUUUAGAUUCUGACUCCAAGAAAAUCCAGAACAUUCCGCCAAUGAGUCACAUGUCAAAGUCAAAAGAUGAAAAUGGGAACGCUCCACCGCCGCCUAAGUCCUCACAAGUUCUUUCUGCAGAUAUGUUCCCGCCCUCAGUCCAGCGAGCUGCUGCCGAUGUCGCCUGCAACGGCGACCACUGGGAAAACGUCCUGAAAGCCAUACACUCACAAGACCAAAAUAUGUGGUUCCUUCAUAAUCCGAAAUCUAGUGAGUACAACGCGUUCAGGGAUCUGGUGGCCAAAUACCGCAGGGAGCAAGGCGAGACGAAACCAGAGGUGAAGCCUGAGGAUCGAUAUGAACCGGAGUUCAGUUUGGAGGAUGAUGACAGUAAUGACAGCAAACCGGCUAUCAAGCAAGACAUCCGUGAUGAUAGCAACCCCGAUUCCUCUGCGCACUACAUGAUGCACUUCAACGCGAUGAAGCGAGAAGCCAGCUCGCAAAGCGACGAGGAGGCCGAAAGCAAGCGAGACGCGAAGAAACGCAAAAGGAAGUCGAGGUGGGGAGAUGACCCCCCAGCGACCGAUAUCAAACCCCCAGGGGUAAUGGCCGUUUUGCCCCCAAUGCCUCCGGGGGUGCCAGGUGCUAUGCAUGGCAUGGGACCGUCUCUAGCAAAGAUAGACGAAGAUGGACUGAAAUUGACCAAUGUGAACCGCAACAACAAGGAGUUGAUGCAGUACGCCAUGACAAACUAUGGCACUACUGAUCUCAGUCCCGAAGACUGGAAGAAAUGCGAGGAUAACUUUAAACUUAAUCUUUUAUAUCAGGACAUGUUGAAGAAACGCCAGCAAGUGGAGAGGCUAGCUGCUGCUGGCAAACACAAGUACGAGUACGACAGCGAUGAAGACACGUCCGAAGGCACUUGGGAGCAUAAACUCCGCGCCAAAGAAAUGUGCGCGACAGAAAGGUGGGCCGACGAACUCACGAAGCAAGCCGCCGGUAAACAUCACAUUGGAGACUUCUUGCCACCGGAGGAAUUGAAAAAGUUUAUGGAGAAAUAUUCUGCAGUCAAAAGUGGGAAGGAACCCGAUCUCAGCGAUUACAAAGAAUUCAAAUUAAAAGAGGAUAACGUUGGGUUCAAAAUGCUUCAAAAGCUUGGCUGGAACGAGGGUCAAGGUUUGGGCGCCGAAGGAACUGGUAUAGUCGACCCUAUUAACAAGGCGAAUCAGCCAGUAGCGAAUAUGGGUCUGGGUGCGUCCGCGUCAGAUAUCGUAUCUCCGGAGGACGACGAGUUCGACGCGUAUAGGAAGCGAAUGAUGCUGGCCUAUCGCUUCAGACCAAACCCUUUGAACAACCCCAGACGCCCCUACUACUAGCACAUAAGGAUACGUAUGUUCACUUAGAUAGCUUAAUGUACUUUUUAUUGUAACUUAAGUAAUCACAAUAGAAUUUAGUAAUGUUUUCAUAUUGUUAAGGUUCUAUAGACUUUUAAUAGAAGCUAGUUGUACACGCUACACGUUUUACGGCUACAUGUUCAAUUUAAAAGUUUUGGUAAUUAAAAAUGUAUAUGAAAUUAACUCACACGUUGUAUGUAUAUUGGCAUAAUAACACUUUUUAAUAACAUUCGCACACUGUUUCAAAUAUGAAUUUAAUAACAGAUUUUUAAAACAUUGUUUACGUAAUCAGUAUUUUAUGCGAUAUGGUGAUCAGAAUUUUUAAUAAUUGCAUAAAUAAUGUGUUAAAUAACUUGUUUACGGCUAGUCUUAAAACUAGGGAUUAGUUUAUUGUAACGCCCUGUAUUUUUUACAAACUACUUUUAAUAAGCAAAUGUAUAAAACUGUUUUUCCUAAAUUUUACAACUACUGUACAGUUAUUUAUGAUAACUAAAGUAAAAAUGCAUGAAUGAUGCCCGUUUUCAUCAUCAAUCCCUAAU
Molecule: messenger RNA, 3476 nt
Organism: Ostrinia furnacalis (Asian corn borer)
Lineage: Eukaryota; Metazoa; Arthropoda; Insecta; Lepidoptera; Crambidae
Product: arginine-glutamic acid dipeptide repeats protein
Exons: 13
Coding region: 94-2919 (941 amino acids)
Biological process (GO): RNA processing
Cellular component (GO): nucleoplasm
Molecular function (GO): RNA binding
Source: RefSeq, a predicted model, not a curated record